AUGGGCCAAAACUUGAUCCUCAAUGCUGCAGACCACGGAUUCACUGUUGUUGCCUACAACAGAACUGUGUCGAAGGUGGAUCAUUUCCUGGCCAACGAGGCCAAGGGCAAGUCCAUUUUGGGCGCCCACUCGGUCGAGGAGCUGUGUGCCAAGCUCAAGAGACCUAGAAGAGUCAUUUUGCUCGUGAAGGCCGGCGAUGCUGUCGACAGUUUCAUCCACCAAUUGCUGCCUCACAUGGAGAAGGGAGACAUCAUCAUUGACGGCGGUAACUCGCACUUCCCAGACACCAACAGAAGAUACGCCGAGCUGAAGGAGAAGGGCAUCUACUUUGUUGGUUCUGGUGUUUCCGGAGGAGAGGAGGGCGCCCGUUACGGUCCUUCCCUGAUGCCCGGAGGAGCCCCAGAGGCCUGGCCACACAUCAAGGAGAUCUUCCAGUCGAUCGCCGCCAAGAGCGACGGCGAGCCAUGCUGCGACUGGGUCGGAGACGCCGGAGCCGGCCACUACGUCAAGAUGGUCCACAACGGUAUCGAGUACGGUGACAUGCAGCUGAUCUGCGAGGCGUACGAUCUGAUGAAGAGAGUCGGCGGCUUCAGCGACAAGGAGAUCUCCGACGUGUUUGCCAAGUGGAACAAGGGCGUUCUGGACUCGUUCCUGGUCGAGAUCACCAGAGACAUCCUUGCCUACAACGACACCGACGGCACCCCAUUGGUCGAGAAGAUCCUGGACUCUGCCGGCCAAAAGGGUACCGGAAAGUGGACUGCCAUCAACGCCUUGGACCUGGGCAUGCCUGUCACCCUGAUCGGCGAGGCCGUGUUUGCCAGAUGUCUGUCUGCGCUGAAGGAGGAAAGAGGCAGAGCAAGCACCCUGCUGGCCGGCCCUACCAGCGCUCCAAAGAUUGCUGACAAACAGGCGUUCGUCGACGACCUCGAGCAGGCCCUGUACGCCUCCAAGAUCAUCUCGUACGCCCAAGGAUUCAUGCUGAUCAGAGAGGCCGCCAAGGAGUACAACUGGAAGCUCAACUUCCCAUCGAUUGCUUUGAUGUGGAGAGGAGGAUGCAUCAUCAGAUCCGUUUUCCUGGGAGAGAUCACCGCUGCCUACAGAGAAAACCCAGACCUGGAGAACCUGCUGUUCCACCCAUUCUUCAACAAGGCCAUUGCCAAGGCCCAGGCCGGCUGGAGAAAGACGCUCGGCGUUGCCAUCGAGGCCGGUGUUCCGACCCCGGCCUUCUCGACCGCUCUGUCCUUCUACGACGGGUACAGAUCCAAGCAGCUGCCAGCUAACCUGCUGCAGGCCCAGAGAGACUACUUCGGAGCACACACCUUCAAGAUCCUACCGGAGUACGCCACCGAGGACAGAAAGGUCGGCGACUUCAUCCACAUCAACUGGACCGGUAAGGGUGGUAACGUGUCUGCCUCCACUUAUAACGCUUAG
Ogataea angusta is the source of this 1431-nucleotide messenger RNA. RefSeq lists its product as uncharacterized. Gene Ontology annotation, biological process: pentose-phosphate shunt, oxidative branch; pentose-phosphate shunt. Lineage: Eukaryota; Fungi; Ascomycota; Pichiomycetes; Pichiales; Pichiaceae. The coding region runs from base 1 to 1431 and encodes 476 amino acids. Gene Ontology annotation, cellular component: cytosol. Gene Ontology annotation, molecular function: NADP binding; phosphogluconate dehydrogenase (decarboxylating) activity. The transcript has a single exon. The record is from RefSeq and is a predicted model, not a curated record.